This is a messenger RNA of Neomonachus schauinslandi (Hawaiian monk seal), 1092 nucleotides long. RefSeq names its product bone morphogenetic protein 8B. The annotation marks the transcript as partial. The transcript is spliced from 7 exons. Gene Ontology annotation, cellular component: extracellular region. Lineage: Eukaryota; Metazoa; Chordata; Mammalia; Carnivora; Phocidae. Gene Ontology annotation, biological process: SMAD protein signal transduction. Gene Ontology annotation, molecular function: cytokine activity; growth factor activity. The record is from RefSeq and is a predicted model, not a curated record.
GUGCUGGGGCUGCCCGGGCGGCCCCGGCCCCGCGCGCCGCCCGCCGCCGCCCGGCUGCCCGCGUCGGCGCCGCUCUUCAUGCUGGACCUGUACCACGCCAUGGCCGCCGACGACGACGAGGACGGCGGCCCCCAGGAGCGGCCCCCGGGCCGCGCCGACCUGGUCAUGAGCUUCGUCAACAUGGUGGAGCGUGACCGCACCCUGGGCCACCAGGAGCCCCACUGGAAGGAGUUCCGCUUCGACCUGACCCAGAUCCCGGAGGGCGAGGCAGUCACGGCCGCCGAGUUCCGGAUUUACAAGCUGGCCAGCGCCCACCUGCUCAACAGGACCCUGCACAUCAGCAUGUUCCAGGUGGUCAGGGAGCAGUCCAACAGGGAGUCUGACUUGUUCUUUUUGGAUCUUCAGACGCUCCGAGCUGGGGACGAGGGCUGGCUGGUGCUGGACGUGACAACGGCCAGUGACCGCUGGUUGUUGAGCCGGAACAAGGACCUGGGGCUCCGCCUCUAUGUGGAGACUGAAGACGGGCACAGCGUGGAUCCUGGCCUGGCCGGUCUGCUGGGGCGACGGGCGCCGCGCUCCAAGCAGCCUUUCCUGGUCACUUUUUUCAGGGCGAGCCCCAGUCCCAUCCGAGCCCCUCGGGCAGCCAGGCCCCUGAAGAGGAGGCCGCCGAAGAAAACCAACGAGCUGCCGCACGCGAACAGACUCCCAGGGAUCUUUGAUGAUGUUCACGGUGCCGAUGGGCGGCACGUUUGCCGGCGGCAUGAGCUCUACGUCAGCUUCCAGGACCUCGGCUGGCUGGACUGGGUCAUUGCCCCCCAAGGCUACUCGGCCUAUUACUGUGAGGGGGAGUGUUCCUUCCCGCUGGACUCGUGCAUGAACGCCACCAACCACGCCAUCCUGCAGUCCCUGCCCAAGCUACAGGAAGAGGCCAUGGAGGAGGCAUUCCAAGUAAGAGUGAUGGCUGAGCUUUCCGCCGCCACGGGUGACUAUAGCCUGGCCACCACCACGUGGAAGCUAAGAACCACUCAGCGGAGCCCCGUCAACUCACAGACCUUGGAGAGACAACUGGGUGUUGCUGUUUUCAGCCACUAA